GUGGAGGCUGCUCCCUCCCGCCCCUUUCUCCCUCUGCAAAGGACAGGCUUCCUUCCUGUCUUGAGGCUUUUAAGGGAAGGGGCAGCAGCCAUGGCUCUCCUAAGAGGUGUUUUCAUUGUUUCUGCCAAGAGGACCCCGUUCGGGGCUUACGGAGGCCUCUUCAAAGACUUCACAGCUACGGACCUCGCAGAGAUUGCAGCGCGGUCGGCCCUAUCCGCUGGCAAGGUGUCUCCUGAAAUUGUCGAUAGCGUGAUUGUGGGAAAUGUUAUGCAGAGCGCCGCAGAUACUAUUUAUCUUGCACGCCACGUUGGCCUACGCGUCGGAGUGCCAGUCCCAGUCCCUGCCUUAACCGUCAACAGAUUGUGCGGAUCAGGAUUCCAGUCGAUUGUCAACGGAUGCCAGGAAAUUUGCCUGAAAGAAUCAGAAAUAGUACUAUGUGGUGGAACAGAAAAUAUGAGCCAGUCUCCAUAUGCUGUUCGAAAUGCCCGCUUUGGAACAAAACUUGGAGUUGAUCUCAAGCUAGAAGACACACUGUGGGCUGGACUGACAGAUCCACAUAUUAAGACACCUAUGGGUGGCACAGCUGAAAAUUUGGCUGUACAGAAUAACAUCACAAGGGAACAAUGUGAUCAAUAUGCACUGAAGACACAGAAGAGGUGGAAAGCUGCUCAUGAAGCUGGCUAUUUUAAAGCCGAGAUGGCACCCAUUGAAGUGAAAACCAAGAAAGGGAAACAGAGCGUGGAGAUGGAUGAGCAUCCGCGACCAGACGUGACACUGGAACAACUAGCAAAGCUCCCCUUGGUUUUCAAGAAGGAUGGGACGGUCACAGCUGGGAAUGCCUCGGGAGUAUGUGAUGGAGCUGGCGCAGUGAUCUUGGCAAGUGAAGAUGCUGUUCAAAAGCACAAUCUCACUCCGUUGGCUAGAAUAGUGGCCUACCAUGCAUCUGGUUGUGACCCCAACAUCAUGGGCAUUGGCCCAGUAUUUGCCAUCAAAGAAGCUCUGAAGAAAGCUGGACUUUCUCUGAAAGACAUGGAUUUGGUUGAGGUCAAUGAGGCUUUUGCUCCACAAUACUUGGCAGUGGAGAAGGUUUUGGGUCUGGACCCCGAGAAAACCAAUGUCGACGGGGGCGCAAUCGCCUUGGGUCAUCCAUUGGCAGCUUCAGGCUCAAGGAUCACAGCUCAUCUGACUCAUGAACUGAGGCGUCGUGGAGGCAAAUAUGCAGUUGGUUCUGCUUGCAUUGGAGGUGGACAAGGUAUAGCGGUCAUCAUCCAGAAUACAGCCUAAAGGACCAUCUCACAGUUUAACACCAAACUGACUAAAACAUGCCUUAUAAUGAUUUAGAAGCGUGGAAGUUCAGAAAUUGUGCAGUAUUAACUAUAUGGAAAAUGGAAGAAAAGAGCGCACUACUAGGCAAUCUCUAAUUUGUGUGAAUCCUGCCAUAAUAAUCAUUGCUCUACUACCUCCUGCUCGUUAAGUUUUAAUUCCUGAAGAUGCCUUAUAGCAAAGUUGGAUCUCUCUGUUGAUAUUUUAUCAACACUGUCUUUUCCCAAACUGUUGGAUAUUUCUGGUGAUUUAUUUUUCUGUAAAAGGUACUUCAAUAAGAACUUUGCAUUGCCAGAAAAUGUGUAUUUUCGUUGAAUUGAUUUGGCAUGUCUGCUCGUUUGAUUUUGUAUUAAGACCUGAAUGCAAACAUGACAAAGCCAAUGUGCCUCUCAAUAGAAAAAAAUUAAAUGAUACUAAAUUAAACCAAAUAA
Molecule: messenger RNA, 1754 nt
Organism: Anolis sagrei ordinatus
Lineage: Eukaryota; Metazoa; Chordata; Lepidosauria; Squamata; Anolidae
Gene: ACAA2
Product: acetyl-CoA acyltransferase 2
Cellular component (GO): mitochondrion
Molecular function (GO): acyltransferase activity, transferring groups other than amino-acyl groups
Source: RefSeq, a predicted model, not a curated record